Molecule: messenger RNA, 4626 nt
Organism: Cyprinus carpio (common carp)
Lineage: Eukaryota; Metazoa; Chordata; Actinopteri; Cypriniformes; Cyprinidae
Product: zyg-11 family member, cell cycle regulator
Cellular component (GO): Cul2-RING ubiquitin ligase complex
Molecular function (GO): protein binding
Source: RefSeq, a predicted model, not a curated record
CCCGUGUGACGACCUUGUUUACUUGUCAAGACGUCGCUGCGCGUUCCUCCCGAUAUAAAAGAGCCGUCAGAAUGACUGACAGCACGCUGUGACCGGAGCACGUAUGAUCUCUUAAACAACAAUGCAAACGAGGAACAGAAGCUACAGUGGAUUUAUAGCGGCCCGUGUACUUUUAAUCACCAACAAGCAGGAUCCGCGAAUGUUUGAAGACAGAUGUGUGAAGGCUAACUAACAGGCUAAGUAAAGAAGCUAAGAGCAUUUCAGUCGGGUUGUAUUUGAUCUCCACCUCAACCCACCGGCCAUUAUCCGCAGAACACGAGCGUUUCUUUCGUUUUGAGGCCGUUAUGAUCCAUCUCUCUGAGACCAUGGACGAGGCAUCCCCGCCGUCUCUGACUGAUCUGUGCUUGACUCUGGUGAGCUCCAGGCUGGAGCUCUUCUGUGAGAUGCGUGAUGACGGCUCGCUCUCCUUCCGUGAACCGCUGGUCUUCCCGCAGGAGCUGGCCGACCAACUCCUCUGCAAGAUGUCCACCGAGGGCCUGUUGAAUGACAGCACAGUGGGAAUCUUCCGAAGCUGCCAGCAGUUCCGGUUGCGUCACGCCAGCAUCCGCACUGCCCGAAUCUCCGCCGAGGCCUUCAACCGUGCCCUCUGCCAGCACCGCCUCGUGGAGCUAGAUGCUUCACGGGUCAAUGCCGACCUCACCAUUGCUGACAUCCUUCGAGGUUUAUCAUCCAAUAAAACCUUGCAGGAGAGUCUGCAGCGGCUCGUACUGAGCGGCCUGACCAUGUCUUCUCUGGAGGAGCCCAGCCGUCGCUGUUUCAGUGCCAUGCAGGGGUUGCGUGCACUCAGUGUGUCCAGUGUGGACUUCUACGACUCUGGCUUGAUGGACGUGUGCACGCUGCCUCGCCUGGAGAGUUUGGAUAUCUCCAACACCUCAGUGACGAACCUGACCCCGCUCCUGGGCUUGAGAAGCAGGCUACGCUACCUCACCAUGCACCAGCUCAAGAGGCUGGAGAUGACCACCGCUCAACUGCUAGCUGUGCUCAGUCAGCUGGAGGGUUUACAGCAUCUUGAUAUCUCAGACGAUAAGCAGUUCACAUCCGACGUGGCGCGGCAGCUCCUAGAGACUCCUGGCAUCCUGCCCCAGCUGGUGUCUCUGGAUGUUUCGGGCCGUAAGCAGGUGACUGAUACAGCGGUCAGGGCUUUCGUGGAGGCGAGACCGGGCAUGACCUUCGUUGGUCUGCUUGCCACCGAUGCCGGAUUCUCUGACUUCCUGUCUGGAGAGGGCAGCUUAAAGGUGACUGGAGAGGCCAAUGAGACUCAGAUCUGUGAGGCAUUGAGAAGAUACAGUGAGAGAGAGGGGUUUGUCAGAGAAGCUCUCUUCCACCUCUUCAGCCUCACUCACGCCAUUGAGAAACCACGACCUGACAUCCUGAAGUUGGUAGCAUUAGGGAUGAAGAAUCAUCCGGCCACACUGAACGUGCAGCUGGCAGCCAGUGCCUGUGUGUUCAACCUCACCAAACAGGAACUUGCCUUUGGAAUCCCUGUGCGACUCCUGGGGAACGUCACACAGCUGCUUCUCGAAGCCAUGAAGACCUUCCCCAACCACCAGCAGCUGCAGAAGAACUGCUUGCUGUCUCUAUGCAGUGAUCGAAUCUUGCAGGAGGUUCCCUUCAACAGGUUCGAAGCUGCUAAGCUGGUCAUGCAGUGGCUGUGUAACCACGAGGAUCAGAACAUGCAGAGGAUGGCUGUGGCUAUUAUCUCCAUCCUUGCUGCCAAGUUGUCCACUGAGCAAACUGCACAAUUAGGAGCUGAACUGUUUAUCGUAAAGCAACUCCUGCACAUUGUGCGGCAGAAAACGUGUCAGGGUAUCGUGGACGCCACGCUGAAGUUCACACUCAGUGCUCUGUGGAACCUCACAGAUGAGUCUCCUACCACCUGCAGACACUUCAUAGAGAACCAGGGACUAGAGCUCUUCAUCAAAGUACUCGAGUCCUUUCCAUCAGAAUCGUCCAUUCAACAGAAGGUCCUGGGCUUACUGAAUAAUAUCGCCGAGGUGGGGGAGUUGCACGUUGAGCUGAUGGUUCAAAGUUUUCUGGAUCACAUUCGCUCUCUGCUGAACAGUCCAGAGGUGGAGGUCAGUUAUUUUGCCGCAGGCAUCUUGGCCCACCUCACCUCACGGGGCGAGAAGGUGUGGACCCUCGACCUGUCACUCAGGACCACGCUGCUGGAGCAACUGCAUUCUGCGAUUCUGAAGUGGCCGACGCCGGAAUGUGAGAUGGUAGCGUACAGGUCGUUCAACCCUUUCUUUCCUUUACUGGAGUGCUUCCAGGCCCCAGGAGUCCAGCUGUGGGCCGCAUGGGCCAUGCAGCACGUCUGCAGCAAAAAUGCGGGCCGGUACUGCAGCAUGCUACUGGAGGAAGGAGGACUGCAGCAUCUAGAGGAUGUGAUGUCACAUCCCCAAACCCACGGCGACGUGCUGCGAUUGGCUGAAAGCAUCCUUGACAGUUUACAUCGCCACCGAGCACGCACAGGAUACACAGGACCGCCCAAAACACACACACAUAGAGAGAAAAACGUUCCAUGACAAGCUCCGUGGUCUCCGGAAGCUUUUUGUAUGUGUAUGUGUUCACUCGUGCCCAUCCGUAUGACAUUGAGGCUCUGCUGCUCUUCUGUUAGGAGGAACGUGCGGAUGAGUUACUUUGCAUAUGUUUGCACACGACGGAAUCCAUUAUUUAUUUGACAUAAGUCUCCGUGAUCUGAGGAAAUGUUUAUUUAGACGGGCAGCAGCUAAGAGAGUGUUUAUGUUAAAACGUGGGACGUAUGUGAGAGUUUAUAUGUGUGUGCAUGUGUGUAUUAAGAGCAUGUGCAUCAGAUUGUUAUGUAUGCAUAUUCAGAUUUUGGAUGCAAAUCCUUAGGAAAUUCCCUUUAUUUGAGAGAUUUCUGUCUUGAUGGGCAUAAAAUGCAAUAAUAUAAAGACACAACAGAUACAGUUGUGUUACAUGGAAAUACAUGGACGGUUUAGUAAUGUUCAGUGUGGAAUAUGUUAAACUGCAUGUGUGAGAGAGAAAAAAAAAGUGUGUGAUCUGUGUGUACAAACGAGAGACAACCGCUUGUCAACGCACUGAACAGCAUGAGAGCUUUAGGGAUGAAAUAUAUUUUUAUAGACUGUAUAAAAAUGGUUGCAGAUGACAGUGUUUAUGAUGUUGUGUUGCACGCAAAGUAUUAUGAUCCUAUGGAAGCCCGUUUCUGCCACUGAAUAAAAAAAUAAAACAAGGUAAUUGCGACUUUUUAUCUCGCAAUUCUUUACAAAUACAAAUUAAUAACAAUUUUCGCAAAUACUUUUUCUCGGAAUUGCGAGUUUAUAACUUGCAAUUCUGACUUUCUUUUUUUCUCAGAAUUGUGAGUUAUAAAGUCAGAAUGAGAUAUAAACUUGCAAAUUCCAAGAAAAAAAGUCAGGAUUCAAAUUUGUAUCACGCAAUUCUGACUUUAUAUCUCGCAAUUCUGAGAAAAAAAGAAAGUCAGAAUUGCGAGAUAUUAACUCGCAUCUGCGAGAAAAAAACCUCAGAAUUGUGAGAUAAAAAGUCGCAAUUACCUUGUUUUAUUUUUUAUUUAGUGGCGGAAACAGGCUUCCAUAUGAUCCAGGUUUGAGUUUGUUUCAAAAAAUGGUACUAAGUGGACUGAACAUGUAAGCUCAGAUGAAAGAUUCCUCGAGAACCUGGAGCUCUUCAGAAGCAAACGAAACUGGUGGAGAUUAAUAAAAUCAAAGCUUUUGCCUUUGCAGGAUUAUGUCAAUAAAUGGAUUGUUGCCUCAUAAACCACGUUGAGAAAUCAAGCACGUAGACGUAAAAACGGACGCAGAUAAACAGCACCUUGUAAAAAAGUCAAGAGGAAGAACUUUGUUUUGAUCGUGGCAUCUUUGGAGCGCUGGUGAUUUGCCAAAAAUCACUGAAUUUGCCUUUUUGCGAAACAUACUUGCAUUGAACUUUUAACUUAACACCAAUGAAGCUGCAGCAGGUUCAACUUGUCUUGUUUGAAAUUGCAAUUAAAAAAAUUAUACUCCAUUUGUUCCAGUGAACUUAAGCGUUUUUGUAUAUAAAUGUUUCAUUUCCAUGGAUGGGUAUGAUUCUUUUUUGCAGCAUGGAUUUGGUUUUCUGUUUGUAACUGGGCCAUGUUUUAUGAUGAGAUAGAUGCUCCAGCAAAUGUGCUUUGUUCCAGAAAAUCUUAUUGUGUCAUGCAGCUGUUCUUGCAGAUUGCAUGAAAUAUAUACUGUAAGUAUUUGUUAAAAUUUGUACUGUAAAUCUUUGGCCAGGUUUAUACACCUGAAAUACAUCACAACAAUGCCCGUUUUUGGAUUCAGCUUCAACAUUAACAAAUACUGACGUUAAAUUGAAUCUGCCGCUGUGUAAAUGGACCAAACGAGUUCACUGGACUCUACAGGCCGAGCGUGGAGACCCUCAUCAUGUAUGUGGCCUUCCAUUUUUGGUUUUGUGCCACACUACUGUUCUCUUCCUCACUUCCUCACAUAUGUGGAUUGAGCAGCAAAACAAGAGUAAACUAGUGUCAUACUGCUGCUCAGAUUCAGAUUUAUGCAAGUUAUGUUUGGGGAAUAAAGAAUGUAAAACCCC